AUGGCUCCUACAACACGAAGCACUUCCUCGGCCGCGCCGGCCGCAGGGGGUAGUAUCAACACUUCAGACUUCCUAAACACCGCGAUCAACACCGAUCCGCGGACACAGGCAGAGGGCCUACCAUCCAAGCUGCCUGGAUCGCUUCAAGGAGUCACAGAACUCCUCACAGGUCGUAAGAACUUCGAACGAUGGCAUCUCUGGGUGGAAACAAGCCUACGACCACUGUCCCUAUACCAACUCCUCCAAAAGGAUCUACCCCGGCCACAGAUCGACGAUCCGUCAUACAACCUCUGGCAUAGACUAUCCUCAAUAAUCUGCGCUUGGUUAUUGAAGCAACUAUCGCCAGAGAUCAGUGAACGCUUCGUCAGAGCCGAGGGAGGUAGGGAAUUCGCAGACAACGCCUAUAAAACCAUAUGCAAAAUCGCCUUAGGCGAAGAACUAAUCAAAGUUAUCAACACCUGUAUAAAACUUGUCUCCGAAAGCCGAAACAACUAUUCAACGAUCGCGCAAUACAUCAACAGCUUCAUGAAUACCUUUACUACUGCGCAGAGAAUAAGAUGCAAGAUGCCUGCCUUUAUGGCAACUUGCAUACUGCUGAGCAAUUUGGAAACGGAAUUGCCAACGUGGACUACACCCAUACGAAUAGCCCUUCCUCUAGCCAACCCGGAUACGCUGACCAACACGGACUUUUACAAAUACUGCGACGAAGCCAUAGCUACAGGAAAUGGGCUUGAUGCAAAGCACCUGGCUGCCUCCGCACCGAUCAUACAGGCGUCCGCAGCACCUAGGGACAUCAAAUCAGAUCAUUGGAAGAAACGGACCUUCCCUGAGCCAGGCAUAUCGCCCGAAGACCACGUGGCAAAGAUGAGAAAUCAGCAACCGCAACAACUUGAUAGGAAAUGCGCGUACUGCCAUAUAGGUGGCCACGGUUCCCUAGUCUACUACCAUUUAAAUCCUAGCCUCCGACCACCACACUGGAAGCCUACCAGAGGCCUCUGA
This is a messenger RNA of Aspergillus sclerotioniger CBS 115572, 999 nucleotides long. RefSeq lists its product as uncharacterized. The transcript has a single exon. Bases 1 to 999 code for a protein of 332 amino acids. The record is from RefSeq and is a predicted model, not a curated record. Lineage: Eukaryota; Fungi; Ascomycota; Eurotiomycetes; Eurotiales; Aspergillaceae.